This is a messenger RNA of Cylicocyclus nassatus, 1689 nucleotides long. The record is from the annotation of a GenBank genome assembly. NCBI's taxonomy places the organism in Eukaryota, Metazoa, Nematoda, Chromadorea, Rhabditida, Strongylidae.
GUUUAAUGUGAGCCCAUCAAUGAUCAGCUGUGAUGGUAUGGUACUGGAUGUUCCAGCAAUUGUUGACAAGGAAGGAAACAGGAUUCCCAUAACGGACAAGAGAGCCAUACGACAAAAGGAACUGAAUGAGCCUCCAUCUGGUGACAUAUACUGCGCUGUGGUGAUAAUGGCAAGAGAGAGGAGUGCUGACAAACAGAAUGUCUGUCAUAUGGACGAUGUUGGCACAUUCUUUCUUGAAUUGAUGGAGAAAUGUCGUGAACGUGGACUGAACAUCGCUGAACAGCCACUUAUACGAGUCUACGAAAGAACGGAUGCGACUAAUUUUGAACAAUAUGUGGAUGAUGCUCAAGAGCGAUUUAAGAGGAUGCAAAAUGGGAGGCAAAGAAUCCUUUUGCUGUUAGUUAUAAACGACCGUAAUGAUUCGUAUGGCAAUCGUGGAGGAGCUUACGGGCUCAUAAAAUCGGUAUGUGACAAUAAGUAUGGUAUUGCUAGCCAGGUUAUAGAUGCUUCUACUCUAAAGUCAGCAGUUCAAAACACUAAAAAGACUGUCUACUACAAUAUUGCACUCAAAAUAAAUGCCAAACUUGGAGGAGUGAAUCAGGCAGUCCUGUUCAAGAAUGAAACUUCUGAAGCAGAAGCGAAAGAUUCAGUGAUGUAUGUCGGAAUAGACGUCACACAUCCAACUGCUAACAGCGGCAUUGACAUCUCGAUCGCUUCCAUGGUGGCAAACUUUGACUUGGCUGCUACUAGGUACACCAACGAGAUUUUUGCGCAAAUGAAAGGAAAGGAAACCGUCGAAUGUUUCGAGAGGCAGUUUUGUCGACUGAUGACUAAAUUUCAUGAGCACUCAAAGGUAUGGCCUCGUCAUAUAGUUAUCUUGCGGGAUGGUGUUAGCGACUCUGAAAUGCUACGCACUGCAUUCAUCGAGCUGAAAUGGAUCAGAGACUCAUGGAAGAAAAUGACGACGAUAAGUAACGAUGAUUUGGCUCUUGACGUGACCUAUACUUACAUAGUGAUUCAAAAACGGCAUGUGACACGAUUCUAUCAACCUUCGAAGGACGAGAGGGGACAAGACAGAUACGUGAAUGUGCCAUCGGGAACAGUUGUCGAUAAUGUUGUUGUUUCACCGCAACUGUUUGACUUUUACCUAGCAUCACAGAUCGGAGCCAUUGGUACAACUCGUCCAGCUCACUACACCGUUGUGCUUGAUGAGUGGGGUAUGAGCUCGGAUCAGAUCUACGAGAUGUGUUAUCGGUUGUGUUUCCUUUAUGCAAGAUGUAGGAUACCCGUAUCGUUGCCAUGCCCUGUUUAUUAUGCUCAUCUCGUUUGUGAGAAAGCGAAAGAAGUCUAUAAAACACUAUGCAAUGAGCGCAGAUUCGACCAAUUCGCAGAGGAUGCAGAAGGAGAUGCCCUGAAAAAGAAUGCUAUAGAGAGUUAUUUGGCUGUACAUAAGGAUUACCCGGGAAUGCAUUUUGUCUAGUUUGCAGUAGAGUGGAUAUCUUGGGCUGUAUCUAUAAGUGUUGCUUACAUAUAAUAAUCCGAAAAGUAGUAUAGUCGACUAACAAAGUGCAAAUGUUGCUCUAUUUGAGAAAUUACUAUCUCUUGACUGUUUGUGAUGAGCUGAUCUUGUGCUAAGUCUUUUAUGUAUUAUACCUCAAAAUUUUCCUGUCCCAUAUUGUUAUGUUGUCA